Messenger RNA from Drosophila takahashii, 825 nucleotides. RefSeq lists its product as uncharacterized. The record is from RefSeq and is a predicted model, not a curated record. Lineage: Eukaryota; Metazoa; Arthropoda; Insecta; Diptera; Drosophilidae.
AUGUUGGAAGCAAAUUUUUCAGAUUUCCCAGAUAUUAAGGCUCCUGAUUUAACGUUGAAUCAGCUAAAGAUAAUUCUGAAGCGACUGCGACCACUCCAGCGAUACAGUUUUUGCGUAGAGGCUUGCGAAGAUGACGAUGUGGGCACGCUUCGCGAGGGCUUCCUACAGAUGCUGAAGAGCAACCUAAGCCUGGAAGAGGUGGUGGCCCUGUACUCUGCAUCCGUGGCCUUGUUCCUGCUGGACGAGAACGAGGACGAAAGGCCGUGUGGCCAGCGAUUGGAGCUCUUGAACGGUAGCUUUGCCUACUCGGACACCCUGAAGCCCACGAUGAUCCACUACGCCACUAUUGAAAUUCUCAGCAGCCUAAAGCUGGCCACCAGCGAAGAGGAGCACUACUUCGUCUACCUGCUGGAGGUCAUUCCCCACAUCCUGGUGGCCAGCGACACCGGCAAGAUGAUCUCUCUAGGACUGCUCCGCGCCAUAAUAGCCAUCAUAUCUGGGUCCCAAAUAAUCCUGCACAUCUAUCGCAGUCUAUGGGAAUCCUUUGAAAUGUUGCAACAAGUCAGCCACAACAAUAUCCUGCUAGACUGGUCGUUACGAAGGACAUAUGUCCUGGUAAAGGCCUUCGCCCUGCUCACCGCCAGCGUCGCCUUCAACUCAAGCAACCAGGAACUCAAGCGGGCAGGAUACAGGGGCUUCGAAUUGCCACCCAAAGCCACUGAAAUCGUCGAAUGGUUCAAGACGCUGCGGGAUCGGCUCGAGGAGAAGCACAAGGCGCUCAAGUGCCAGAAGGGGUUAAUGGUAAGGAAGAGGUUUGUUUUGUAA